Messenger RNA from Spodoptera exigua (beet armyworm), 951 nucleotides. Lineage: Eukaryota; Metazoa; Arthropoda; Insecta; Lepidoptera; Noctuidae. The record is from the annotation of a GenBank genome assembly.
AACAAAAAUAUUCGUUGAGGUUUAAAAUUUCAGACAUUCGUAUAAUUGUUGUCGGUUUAAACUGUUGAAAAUAAACUAUUUAUAAUGGGUGAAAAUGUUGAAGCCCAUGCAAGUGAUAUGGAAAUUAAUAAUUCUGAAAUAACAUUUGACAAUCUAACUAUACUGAAAGAGUUUGGUAACAUUGUGAAUCUUGUAAGAAACGAAGACUUCCUAGAGACUGUGCCUAAAGCAAAACUAAAGCGUGUGAAAUGGAUACCCAUGUUUAAUUGUUUGAAACAAGGCAUUCUUGACGAAAUGAUUCAGGAACUGAGUUCUAUGUGGGAGUAUGAAAAUAUGCCGCAGAAACUUGACAUACUUGAAAAACAAAAAGAAAAGUUCAUGGAUAUGGACACGGACAAGGUUUUAUGGAGACCACAACUGGGAGAUGUAAAAGCUCAAUUAAGAGCUAAUGAUGUUGCUUGUUUGAAAAAGCAAAAAGUCCUAUUAGAAUCGCUAGCCAAGGAAUAUGAAGCUAGAGUUAACAGGAUUAAGAAAAUUUUGACAGCCAAGCGAGGAUACUUAAAAGCCUUACAGUUGGAUAUACAAAAGUACCAGAGAAGAAAUGAGGACCUUGUCAUAAAACUCAAUGAUAAAUUAGACAAUCACCACAAUUUAAUAAAAACAAAUCUUGCAGAUAAAAUAGACAUUGAGGACAUAAACUGGAAAGAAAAAGACAUGGAUUUUAAUGAAAUAAAUUCAUCUUGAUAUUAUUUGAAUAAAAUUUAUAUUUCAGAAAAUUGUACACACCUGAGAAAAAGUACAACAAAAUUUAUAAUAAGUUAUAUAAUUUGAAACUCAAUUGCUCUCGAAACUUAUCUUUCUCUAAGUGUAGAUGAAAAUAGAGUAAAAUUUUAAAUAUUAAGUGACACUGAGAGUAAAUUACAUAAGUCCUAAUUUUGCUGCUAUCUGUAC